Messenger RNA from Elaeis guineensis (African oil palm), 1114 nucleotides. RefSeq names its product probable glutathione S-transferase GSTF1. The record is from RefSeq and is a predicted model, not a curated record. Gene Ontology annotation, biological process: glutathione metabolic process. Gene Ontology annotation, molecular function: glutathione binding; glutathione transferase activity. Lineage: Eukaryota; Viridiplantae; Streptophyta; Magnoliopsida; Arecales; Arecaceae. Gene Ontology annotation, cellular component: cytoplasm.
GCUCGAAUUGAAGCGUUGGUUGAGGAGAAGAACAGAUGGGACUGUAAAGCCUUCACCUUCCAACCAAGCGACCCGCCGGUGUGAACUAAACAAUGCCUUUGGAAACAGGGGGAUGACGGAAGCUUCUCGAGCAAGAGGUUGUUGGGAAAGUGAGCCAGUGACAACCAACACCCCACCUCCUAUUUAAACAACACCACCGAUUCCAUUCUCACCAUCCGGUGUUCUGAACGAGGGAGGGAGGGAGGGAUCAUGGGGGUGAAGGUAUACGGGCCGCCGAUGUCCACGUGCACGGCACGUGUGAUCUCGACGCUAGAGGAGAUGGGGGCCGAGUACGAGGUGGUGCCGAUCGACUUCGAGGCCGGUGAACAUAAGCAGCCCCCUCACCUCGCCCGAAACCCCUUUGGUCAGGUGCCGGCGUUCGAGGACGGCGAUCUCAUGCUCUUCGAAUCGCGAGCAAUUGCGAGGUACGUGGCACGCAAGUACAAGUCCUCUGGUCCUGACCUUUUGAGGGAGGGUAAUUUGCAGGAGUCAGCAAUGGUGGAUCUGUGGUUGGAAGUGGAGUCCCAACAAUACAACCCAGCCAUUGCUCCAAUUGUCUACCAGUGCCUUGUCAUCCCCAUGCGUGGAGGUGUCGCCGAUCAGAAGCUCAUCGAUGCGAAUGUGGAGAAGCUAGGAAAGGUGCUCGACGUGUACGAGGAUCACCUGUCGAAGACCAAAUACUUGGCAGGAGACUUCUUCAGCCUUGCUGAUCUCAGCCACUUGCCUUACACUCACUACUUCAUGGCCACCCCUUAUGCAUCACUCUUCGAAUCACGGCCUCAUGUUCAGGCCUGGUGGCAAGAUUUGUCAUCGAGGCCUGCUGUCAGGAAGACGGCCGCUGCAAUGCCGACGUCCAGGUGAAGAAGUUGAGUUGUCAUUGGAGAGGAAAGUAAUAUAAUUCUGUUCUUGAUUUAGUUUCUUUUGUGCUUGUGUGUGUUCAUGUGAAGGCUCUGUUCUUGCUUCUCAGUUCAUGUUGUGAGUCCUGGUUCUCCUGAAGAGAUUUGUUGUUUUUCAAAUAAUAUGUUGGAAAUCAAUCCUUUCUCAAUACAGUAUUCAAGUUGCCGAUCUUUGCAAA